Messenger RNA from Fragaria vesca subsp. vesca, 2109 nucleotides. RefSeq lists its product as uncharacterized. Lineage: Eukaryota; Viridiplantae; Streptophyta; Magnoliopsida; Rosales; Rosaceae. The record is from RefSeq and is a predicted model, not a curated record. Bases 1 to 2109 code for a protein of 702 amino acids. The transcript has a single exon.
AUGGAUCAGCUUCAACAUUUCAGUCACGACCAUCCAUUGAUGUUCAAGGAAGAGGCGCAGAAGGAUAAAGAUGGUACAACAGUAGUUUGCCGUGCGUGUGGGGACCCGGUGCUUGGUCCAAGCUACAGUUGCAGCCAGUGUUCCGAUUUAUUCAUUCUCCACAAGUCAUGUGCGGAGCUUCCCUCGGAGUUUCAUCACCCGAUGCAUACCCAACAUUCACUUGUUCUAAACAAAGGCAGAGGACGAGGAUACCAGUGUGAUGCAUGUGACCAAGAUUGCAGCCACAAGUUCACUUAUAGUUGCUUCCAGUGUGACUUCAACCUCGACUCAAAAUGUGCUUUCAAUUGGACCGGUUUUAAACAUUUCAGUCACGAGCAUCCGUUAUUGUCCCAGAGAAAGCCAAAGAAGAAGUACUUUGGUCUGCUGUUCUGCGAUGGCUGCCAAGACCCAAUACUAACUGGUCCAAGUUACACAUGCAUCAAUACCUUCCGUCGUCGCAAAUGUGGCUUCAAUCUCCAUAAAAAAUGUGCGGAGCUGCCCCAUGAAAUUGAGCACCCGAUGCACCGUCAACACCCGCUUUUUCUCCACAACAUUCUUCCGGAUGUCAAGCGGGUACGUCGCCUUUGUAAUGUUUGCAACGAACCUGGCAGAUUCCUCUACUGCUGUUCCAUAUGUGACUUCAACCUUCACCCCAAGUGUGGCUCACAUUGGCAAACUAUUCUUGCUAAUGACUCUCACGAGCAUCAGUUCACAGUCCUCUGGAAGAAAAUGUCUGACUUCCACGUUAAUUGUGAAGUUUGUGGUGAGUACUGGACUGCCACGGUUUACUACAUGUGUAGCAUUUGCCAGCUCUUGGUCCAUAAGGAAUGUGCUUCAUUACCACGCAGCAUAAAAAAACCUGACCACCAACACCAACUGGAGCUGACCUGGUUCCUUGACAACUUCUACCCCAACAACCUGUCAUGCAAUGUGUGCUCUUUAAGCAUUGAUAAAUGUCGCGCUGCUUAUUGUUGUGGUGAAUGUAACAGUUAUGUUGCCCAUGUCGCAUGUACGACAGCUGAGUACUCUCAAGAAGAUAGCUCUCGAGAAGAUAGGUUUUCGGACAUUGUCCUGAAUGAAAUUGAGUCUAAAUCGUCUGAUGAUGCUCUAGAGAUCACACACUUCAUUCACCCACAUCCAUUAGUCGCUAAUGAUCCUUGUGAGGAAGUUAAAGAUGAGCACAGACUAAUUACCUGUGAGGGAUGCAUCCGCCCCAUAAAUGCCACCAAAGAAUCCUUUUACAGCUGCACCAAACAAGAAGAUGAGUUGUGUAGUUUCUUUCUCCAUAAGGUAUGUGCUCAAUUACCUAAAAAGAUGCUUCUCCCUCUACUUCACCAACACCAGGUCACGCUCCUCUCAAAGGCACCUUCUAUUGGUGGUGUGUUCCAGUGUUUUAUGUGUAAUGCUUUUAACCAAGGCUUCACAUAUGCAUGUGAGAAAUGUGCCUCAUCUGAAGGUGAAACUGUUUUCUACCUCGACCUUCAGUGCAUUGCUUACUGGGAAAACAAGGCUCUUAAACAUGACUCUCAUGUUCACCGCCUGCUCCUCAACACAGAAUGGGAGGACGUCCAUUGCAGCAGUUGUGGGUGUGAUAUAUUUUUCUGCUUUAGUUGUAAGAGAUGUGAAUAUCAUCUUUGUAUUCCAUGUGUUAGAGUACCUCUUACUGGUAGGCACCGAUACGAUGAUCAUCCUCUCAAGCUCACAUAUGCUAGUGUCCCCGAUGAGCUGGGUUACUAUUGUCAAAUAUGCGAAGGAACUCGAGAUCCAGCACAUUGGUUCUACCGCUGCAAUGAUUGUGACUUUGAUUGCCAUGCUCACUGCAUUGUGGGGAGGUAUCCACAGGUCAAGUUAGGGAGCACUUGCAAGCACGAAGCUCAUGCUCAACACCUCGUCACCCUUGUUGAUAAGUCAAGGAGCCCUAUUCGGUUUGAUAAGAGAGAGAACAUUCUUCCUUGCCAGAAGUGUAGACAACCCUGUGUAGGAUUGGUGUUUGAAUGUAGAGAGUGCAAUAUAAAUAUCCACCGUGAAGGAUUCUGUCAGGUAACAGACUUGGAGAGUUCUGCCAACUAA